This is a messenger RNA of Apodemus sylvaticus (European woodmouse), 2279 nucleotides long. RefSeq names its product G protein-coupled receptor 160 (gene Gpr160). The record is from RefSeq and is a predicted model, not a curated record. Lineage: Eukaryota; Metazoa; Chordata; Mammalia; Rodentia; Muridae. Bases 1031 to 2038 code for a protein of 335 amino acids. Gene Ontology annotation, cellular component: signaling receptor complex; plasma membrane. The transcript is spliced from 4 exons.
GGAGGUGAGCGACGCGCGGCCCCGCCCCUCAGGCAGUCACGGACUUUGGUGGCUUCUGGCCACUCGCGCUCCGCGGGGGCUGAGGCGUGAGAGCGGAGGUGAGCGCACGACUCGUGGAGGCUACCGGGCUGUCGCGUCACGACGAAGCUUCCCUUCCUAGGUAGGACUCGGGGUGACGCCGCGGUGCGGAGCGCGAAGCCACAGCCGACGUUCGUGGCAGGCGGACGCGGGGCAGUGUCCCACGGGCGCCCGGUCCCCACGCGGCCGUCCGAGCCUUCUGCAGCAGGCGGAGAGGUUGCAAAGAUAAUCCUCCUGGCAGAUGGGUAGACAGAGAUGUUCAUCACUCAACUCCUCCACAACGAAGAGCUAAAGAGGCACAGUUGUGAUCAGAGGUGAGUGAUCAACUGGACUCCUGUGAGAAUCUGAGACCUGGGACAACAGCAGAGGACGGGAAGCAGAAUUCUGGCGCCUGGCAGACCACAGCCACCGCUGCAGAGGACACGCCUCCCCGUAAGGGUGACAGGCCCAGCACACUGUCAGGAUGUCUGCUGGUAAUUUUUGAUCCUGGAAGUUUUCAUAAUCUUUAAGGUUGCAGCUCACCCACAUCAGAAGCCUAGAAUCCGGCCACACCUCCUAAUCCUCUCAGAUAGCGCCAUCCCCUGGCGACCAAGCAUCCAAAUCUGUGAGCCUUUGCCGGGCCGGCCGUUCUCACUCAGACCACCUCAGCCCUUAUGAAAGAAACUCCUCUGUGCAGAAGUCAGAGACCAUCACUGAAAACUACAGUUGGUCAAAAUGAAGAGAAGUCUGCUGUGAGAGCGUGUCUCCCAGAAGUGACAGGGAAGUGACACCCAGGACACUUCAGCAGCAUGGCUGCCAAAGCAAGAGCCGAACAAUGAGACGCUAAUAGACACUCUAGCAUCCAUCAAACAAUCUCAUGCACUCCUAGACCAAGAGCCACAGGGGAAAAAGACAAAGUGAAGCUGUGUCUUUCCGUGUGUUCAUCAGAUCGUCUUGAAAUUUAACUACAAGUAUGACAGCUCUUCCUUCAAAGAACUGCUCCUUUCAAUACCUGUUGCAUGAGUCUCGGCAGCCCCUCGACGCCUCCUGUCUGCUCUUCCUGAUCCUACUUGGGAAAGUGUUAUUAAAUAUCCUCGUCCUACGGGUGAGAAGGAAAGACACCUGCUGGACUUUUAUGCAGUGUUUCUGCUUUUCGCUAGCGUUUGUUGAUCUCCUGCUGUUGGUAAACAUUUCCAUUCUGACCUACUUGCGGGACUUUGUGGUUCUAGGUGUUAGGUUUACUACGUACCACAUCUGUCUGCUCACACAAAUCAUUUCCUUCACCUACGGCUUCCUGCAUUAUCCAGUUUGCUCACUGGCGUGUAUAGACUACUGGUGUAACCUGUCCAGAGCCACCAAGCAUUCAUCUAGGUGGCAAAAGUUACUUUAUUUCUCGACAGUCAUUUUAACUUGGAUCUCAGUCCUUGCUUACGUUUUGGGUGAUCCGGCCAUCUCAGUAAGCAUAAAGACACACAGGGCUUCUGUGUACCAGUGCCCCUCCUAUGUCAGCACUCAGAGUCACUGGCUGUCGCUGUGUAUGCUCAUGGUUUUAUUUGUGGCUUUUCUGAUUUCAUGGCAAGAAGUUGUUGCCUUGAUACAGGCUAUGAGGAUAGCAUCGUGUAAGAACAAGGCCGUCCUCUAUUUUCCCUUUGCACUCCACCCCAGUCACACCGUGAGCCCCAGAGCGCUGCUGCCCAGGCUCGUCGUGUGCCUUCUGGGCACCUGGUUUCCCUUUGUAGUCCUUCAGGUCCUCAUCCUCUCAGUCAGAGUUCAGAUCCCAGCGUACAUAGAGAUGAACGUCCCCUGGCUGUACUUUGUCAACAGUUUCCUCGUUGCUGCAGUUUAUUGGUUUAACUGCCAUAAGCUUAAUUUAAGAGACAGCACGUUCCCUGUGGACCCUUUCAUCAACUGGAAAUGCUGCUUUGCUCCGGUCCACAGACUUCAGCAGGUGGAGCGGCCCAUGUCCAUAAUCAUCUGCUAGCGCGCCGCUGAGCUGGGAGGAACUCCAGAAGCACCACCAUCAACCUUACAAGGACAAAGGCGGCUCAGGACGCGUAGCUGAAGCUCUUGGUCCCCUGACUUUUACCUUUCAGCACAGCCUCUGUGGGGCGGACAUUAAAUAGUGCUAGGACACAUUAACACAAGAGAGUCCAUAUGCCUGCUCGGCAACAUUGUGUGAGUAUUUGGUUUUAAUCCCAAAGCAAAAUAAACAGGUAAACAUG